Myripristis murdjan (pinecone soldierfish) is the source of this 1646-nucleotide messenger RNA. Its product is annotated as protein POLR1D. The coding region runs from base 113 to 700 and encodes 195 amino acids. The transcript is spliced from 3 exons. Lineage: Eukaryota; Metazoa; Chordata; Actinopteri; Holocentriformes; Holocentridae. The record is from RefSeq and is a predicted model, not a curated record.
UUGAGCGGAAGGCCCACCUCGGAGGAGUAAACAAAAAAAGAAAAGACGUGCACAUUUUUUGAUUUCUGUCUUGUCUCCAGAUUUAUUAAAGCCUGCUUUUGACUGCGGCACGAUGGCAGAUGAUAGUGAAUUGGAGAAGCAUGCAAUAGAGGAGCUGCUGAGGGAGACUGACAGGGCUCGGGUGAGAGCUGAGACCAUGGGCCCUGCAGGAUGGAUGAAGUGUCCCCUGCGGAGCACCAACAAGCGCUUUCUCCUCAACACACUGCGCUCCACGGGCCUGCAGCGCCGCCCCAGUGGGCCCGCGGCAGGAGAGCCCACCACAAGGGGGCGCCCGAGAAGUGUGUCCCAGAGCCGGGACAGCAGGAGCCGCAACAGAACACCCCCCAGACAUCACAGAGCUAAUGGAGGCCACACAGACUAUAAAUAUCACCACAGGGACAGCGGCAGUAAGGGUGAUAAGAGACACGACAGAGACAAAGGAAAACGAGAAGACAACAAGGAGCAGAGGCACAGGAAACACAGCCACGACAGAGACAGUGACACACACAGACUGAACAGAGGCGGUUCACCAGGUGAGGGCCGCUCCCUGUCCGGCCGCCAGCACAGCGCGGGCUCCUCCCACAGCUGCAGUCCGCCCGCCCCGCGCAGGAGCCGCUCACGUUCACCCGCUGGGGACGCGCAUGAUAGAAGGAGGAAAUGACUUGACUGACAUUGCUUUGCUUUUUAAUGCAAAGGUGCUGGUGCUUCCUGUGGAUUUUCUUGUGAGGAAGAAAAAUGGGGGUGUCUUUCCAGAGAGUCAGGGAAGUGAACAGACUGACCUGAUCUGAGGAACAUAACUAGUUGUCAGAUGUAGUUUUUAUUUAAAGUAUAGGCCAUUUUUUUCUUUUUGGACUGCGACAUGUUACUCAUAAGAUGUGACACAAUGUCUGCCCAAAAAAUAGCCCAUAUGUUCUUCUGCAACAAGUGAUAGUUUUUUAUUACUUCAGAGAGGACUUUUUUUUUUGUUGCAAACCAUGUUGCACUUAUUGUUGCGGUUAGCUUCAUUGAGGUAUCAUCCUAUUAAAUUGUUUUUGUAACAAAUGGCAAAGAUAAAUUCCCCCCUGUCAAAAUAUUUCCUCUUUCAUUUAAAGGUUUCCACAUAAUGUCAAAUCAUAUAGACCUCUGACAAAACAUUAUGAACGACCCAAAGCAGGCUGCACUUUCAUUUUUGAUUUAGUUGAGGAGGAUUUGAUCGUGGUUGGGGUAGGGGGUAAUUUACAAAUUUCUCUCACAUUUUGUGAUUAAUGGUUUGGUGUUACACCUAGAGGAGGUUUGAUUUCAAUUAUAAUGUCAUUAGCAUUCUUCUGUCAUUGCUCACUGUUUGCAAUGUUUACAUAAGCCUUGCUGUCGCCACUGGGUAAGCACAUUUUAUCGUGUCUCCAACUUUUUGACAUGUUUAUACCAGCUAUCAGAAACGUCUUUGUUUGUGAAAGGAAAAGAAUAGCCAUGUUUCCCUGACACUCCUACUGGCUCCUGACAUUUCUUGAAUGCGGCAGCGUGGCCUUCAUCGUGCAAUUCUGUACGAAUCAAUCUCAUAACAACAAAAACAACAAUAGGUAGUCAUAAUUUAUGGUAGUUAUAAAUUAAGAGAUAAAGUUUUACCAAUA